AUGGACAAUAGUUGUCGUACUCCUGGUGGAAGACCAACUUCGAAGGUAAGAUUUUUUACAUUGUAAAAUAAGAAUGUAAACUUUGGUGAAAACGAUUUUUGGAAAAUGUACUUUAGAUAGGUAACAUAUCUAAUAAAAAAAAAGUUUUAUUUUCAGAGACCGAGAUGCUUUUUGGCAUCGGAUGAGAAUAUGGAGGCUACUCACAUCGAAACCACUUAUACUGACGAUUCUUUUGCUCAAUUGAUGGGUGAAGUAAAUGAAAAUAGCAGUCUGGAACAAAUCAAAAACAAAACAGUUGAGGAGUCAUUUAAGCUGGUUGAUAAUUUGGUAAGUAUUACAUUAUUCUUCAGUUUUGUAUUUAGGUGUGGUUGAAGAUAUGGCUUUUGUAAUAUUUUAGAUAUAGUAGCCUUUUUUUACGGUUAAUGUAUAAGUUUAAAAAGAAGAAAGAAAAUUUAUAUUACUUUAACAUAAAAGUUUUUAUUUUCAUUUUGUUUAAUUAUAUGGCUUUAUCUUUUUAUAUUGUUUUAGAUCUGUCCCCAAGAUUCCUUUCAACUUUCUGUGUGCGACGAAAGUCGAGAAAACGUAGAACCAAACAAAUCUUUAUCAGAUUUCCAUCAUGAAUCUAUGGAUGACAAAGAGAACACCGAGGUGGUCUCUAAUACAAUGAAGGAAGUUAGUAUCACCGAAGAGUGCAGUACCAAGGAGGUCUCUGUUCUUAAAACUGAAGAAAGUAAAGUUGUCAACGAGGUGUCAGUGACCAGUCAUGUUUUGGAGAUAUCUGUGGAUAAGCCUGACUUAAAUGCUUCUUCAGCAGCCAAAAGUGAAGCAAAUGAGACACUCGAGAACAACCACGAUGUUACAGUACGCUCAGUAAGAAAUGAUCACGGUAAUGUUACCUUAGAAGUUGAGAAGUUCAAAUGCGGAGAGUUGGCAGAUACUCUGUAUGAGGUAUCUUGUAACAUAUCUACGAGAAAUGAAUACAAAGAAGAGUUGAGGAGGGUCAUCGACGAGAUGGACUUCAACAUCUUAGAGUAUUUCUCUUGUGCUAACGUUAAGAACGAUGUCAUCAAGACUAACUUGACAGAGUUGUUCAAGCUGGUUGUCAAGGCUGUUGAACAAGAUAAAUUGGUAGGUUAUGGAGUAGAUUUAUUGUUGUAAUUACUGUUUCGUCGCUUUCGUCAACGCACAAAAGUUUAGUUUUAAAUUUUUUCAAGGUUAUUGUUUUACACUUGUUGUAAUCUCUGUUACUUUACGUUUUAGCGUUGUUACCUGAUAUUUUAAACUAAUUUUACAAAAUAUUUAAGGAAAGCGUUAGUGCGUAUUACAAGCAGAAUCAAGAUGGGUACGAGUUCAUGCUGGAAGAGAACAAGAAGAAAAUAAAGGGUUUGGAAUGUCAGGUGAGAGACAUGUUGGACGAUCACAAGGAAGAUAUUGAGAAACUGAAGGCACAAGGUGAAAGGGACAUGGAAGAAUUGAAAGAAAGUGUUGAAGUUUUAAACAAAGCUCUGGAGGACGAGAAGAUCGUGGCCAAAGAGUUUGGGGAAACUGUCGACAAACUGAACGUUGAGCUUCAGAAGAAGGAUUCUGAGAUUAAGGAACUGAAGGAAACGGCUGAUGAUGUGAAGUUUGAGCUUCAGAAGCGGGACUUUGAUAUCAGGGAAUUGAAGAGUCAGAUAAUCGACAAGUCAGUGGUCGAUAACAUGGAAAGUGAAAACAAGAAUUUGAAGCAAGAACUUCAGAAGAAGAUACAAGAGGCGGAAGAGCUUCAUAAGAAGGUUCAAGAAGGUAACAAGCUUCAGCAGAAGGCAUCAACAGCUACUGAGUCUGGAAACGAUCAGAAGUUGAAGAAGAGACUGGCUUACGUAAGUUUUUUUUGCGGUAUUUGAAAUUUAUAGGUAGUCUUUUAUGUUUUAAUAAUAUAUCGUACUUUUAACUGUUUUUCUUUGCUUGGCUAUAAUAACAUCGCGAUCAAUCCUUUGCUAUCUGACGUGGUAUUUUAUUUUUCUAAACCUUGUCGUAUUAAAAACUUUGUGUCAACUUUUGAAGGAAAACUUGAACUUUUAAAAAUAUUUUUUGAUUAAAAAUGACGUAUAUUAUUGUAAGUACAUUUUCUGACCGACGGACACGUGUGGUGUUGCUAAACAUAGCGGACAUACUAAUCGUAUAGUGUGAGUGUUUUGGAGUAUACGUAAUAAUAUUAUGUUUUCAGAUGGAGAUGAAGAACAAGGAAGCGGCGACACAGUUAGCCGCUCUUGACAGUCUUCAUGCCGACAAUCUGAGUCUAAAAUACGAGCUGGGCCUGUUGAAACUAAAAGCGGGUGUAAUCACAUUGUCCGAAGCCAAGAAAUUGUGCGGGGAAGAUGUGGAAGCCCAGCUGAGGGAGUAUAUUAGUGGUCAAAGCCACAUCUAA
Messenger RNA from Bursaphelenchus okinawaensis, 2410 nucleotides. NCBI's taxonomy places the organism in Eukaryota, Metazoa, Nematoda, Chromadorea, Rhabditida, Aphelenchoididae. The record is from the annotation of a GenBank genome assembly.